UCCGCGGGGCGAGAGGGUCGGUGGGGGGAGUCGGCGUCUCUCUCCCCCGCGCCAGCUCCCGUACACGGAGCCGCAUUCCUUGGCCCCCCCACCCCCUCCCUCGGGGCCCCCCCGCCCCCCUCGGGAAAAAAAUCCACCCCAAAUCACUCGAACCCGAGGGAGGUUUCCUUUCACCCUCGGGGAGACGCGCUCUCCACGGUUCCCUCUCAGCCGUCUCCCCCAAGCCCCCGUCCCCUCCCCUGCUCCCACCCCCUUCUCCCGGCGCCGGGUGCAAGGUCCCUUUAAGGCGACGGCGCCUUCCUCGGGUCAGACUACCGGCGGCGACGACCACGGGAGCAUGGCGGACACCGACCUCUUUAUGGAAUGUGAGGAGGAGGAGCUGGAGCCAUGGCAGAAAAUCAGCGAUGUCAUUGAGGAUUCUGUCGUUGAAGAUUAUAAUUCAGUGGAUAAAACUACUACAGUUUCUGUGAGCCAGCAGCCAGUCUCGGCUCCAGUGCCCAUCGCUGCCCAUGCUUCUGUUGCUGGGCACCUCUCUACAUCCACCACCGUUAGUAGCAGCGGGGCACAGAACAGCGACAGUACAAAGAAGACUCUUGUCACACUAAUUGCCAACAACAAUGCUGGCAAUUCUUUGGUCCAACAAGGUGGACAGCCGCUCAUCCUAACCCAGAAUCCAACCCCAGGUCUGGGCACAAUGGUUACUCAACCAGUAUUGAGGCCUGUCCAGGUCAUGCAGAAUGCCAAUCAUGUGACUAGUUCUCCUGUGGCCUCACAACCAAUAUUCAUCACUACGCAGGGAUUUCCUGUAAGAAAUGUCCGGCCUGUACAAAAUGCAAUGAAUCAGGUUGGGAUUGUGCUGAACGUACAGCAAGGCCAAACGGUUAGACCAAUAACACUAGUCCCAGCUCCAGGUACCCAGUUUGUUAAGCCGACAGUUGGAGUCCCACAAGUGUUCUCUCAGAUGACCCCAGUGAGGCCAGGCUCCACGAUGCCUGUGCGGCCCACCACCAACACCUUCACCACCGUCAUCCCGGCCACUCUGACCAUUCGGAGCACCGUCCCACAGUCGCAGUCCCAGCAAACCAAGUCCACCCCCAGCACCUCUACCACUCCCACCGCCACACAGCCAACCUCACUGGGGCAGCUGGCUUCUCAGCCUCCAGGCCAAUCCAGCCAGACACCCAAUCCCAAGCUAGCUCCCUCCUUCCCCUCUCCACCUGCAGUGAGCAUUGCCAGCUUUGUCACUGUGAAGCGACCCGGGGUUACAGGUGAAAAUAGCAAUGAAGUAGCCAAACUGGUGAAUACCCUUAACACCAUCCCUUCCCUGGGCCAGAGUCCUGGGCCAGUGGUGGUAUCCAACAACAGCUCUGCCCACGGCUCCCAGAGAACUAGCGGACCUGAGUCUUCAAUGAAAGUGACCUCUUCCAUCCCAGUGUUCGACCUCCAGGAUGGUGGACGGAAAAUAUGUCCACGAUGUAAUGCUCAAUUCCGUGUUACCGAAGCUUUGAGAGGUCACAUGUGUUACUGUUGCCCAGAAAUGGUGGAAUACCAGAAGAAAGGAAAGUCUCUGGAUUCAGAACCCAGUGUCCCAUCAGCAGCAAAGCCCCCGUCCCCUGAGAAAACUGCCCCUGUUGCUUCCACACCCUCUUCCACACCUAUUCCUGCUCUGUCCCCACCUACCAAAGUACCAGAGCCAAAUGAGAAUGUGGGUGAUGCUGUCCAGACCAAACUCAUCAUGCUAGUAGAUGACUUCUACUAUGGACGGGAUGGUGGCAAAGUGGCCCAACUCACAAACUUCCCUAAGGUCGCCACGUCUUUCCGAUGUCCACAUUGUACCAAAAGGCUAAAAAACAACAUUCGAUUCAUGAACCAUAUGAAACACCACGUAGAACUUGAUCAGCAGAAUGGUGAGGUAGAUGGUCAUACCAUCUGCCAACACUGUUAUCGCCAGUUUUCCACGCCCUUCCAGCUCCAGUGCCACUUGGAAAAUGUUCAUAGUCCUUAUGAAUCGACUACCAAGUGCAAGAUCUGUGAGUGGGCGUUUGAGAGUGAGCCACUAUUUCUCCAGCAUAUGAAGGAUACUCAUAAGCCUGGAGAGAUGCCUUAUGUCUGCCAGGUGUGUCAAUAUCGCUCCUCACUCUACUCUGAGGUAGAUGUCCAUUUUCGGAUGAUCCAUGAGGAUACUCGGCAUCUGCUCUGCCCUUAUUGCCUGAAGGUCUUCAAAAAUGGCAAUGCAUUCCAACAGCAUUACAUGAGGCACCAGAAGAGGAAUGUUUAUCACUGCAACAAAUGCCGGCUGCAGUUUCUCUUUGCAAAGGACAAAAUUGAACACAAGCUUCAGCACCAUAAAACCUUCCGUAAACCCAAGCAGCUAGAAGGUUUGAAACCAGGCACCAAGGUGACAAUCCGGGCUUCCCGAGGACAGCCACGAACUGUUCCUGUUUCCUCCAAUGAUGCACCUCCCAGCACCUUGCAGGAGGCAGCACCACUGACCUCCUCCACAGACCCUCUGCCUGUCUUCCUUUAUCCCCCUGUCCGGCGCAACAUCCAGAAGAGAGCUGUUAGGAAAAUGAGUGUCAUGGGCCGACAGACAUGUCUAGAGUGCAGCUUUGAGAUCCCAGAUUUCCCUAAUCAUUUCCCCACUUACGUUCACUGCUCUCUGUGUCGCUAUAGCACCUGCUGCUCUCGAGCCUAUGCCAACCACAUGAUCAACAAUCAUGUUCCACGCAAGAGCCCCAAGUAUUUGGCUUUGUUUAAAAAUUCUGUGAGUGGAAUCAAGCUGGCUUGCACUUCAUGUACCUUUGUUACCUCUGUGGGAGAUGCCAUGGCCAAGCAUUUGGUAUUCAACCCCUCUCACAGAUCCAGCAGCGUCCUGCCACGGGGACUCACUUGGAUAUCUCACUCAAGACAUGGCCACACUCGUGACCGAGUACAUGACCGGAGUUUGAAGAAUAUAUAUCCUCCUCCUGCCUUCCCCUCUAAUAAAACUGCCACUGUGAAAUCUGUGGGGGCCACCCCAGCUGAGCCUGAAGAGCUGCCGCCUCCUUUGGCCCAAGCACUCCCGUCCCCAGCCUCAACCGCAACCCCACCGCCAACCCCAACUCAGCCCCAGCUUUUAGCCCUCCCACCCUUGGCCACAGAGGGGGCCGAAUGUCUGAAUGUGGAUGACCAGGAUGAAGGGAGCCCAGUCAUCCAGGAGCCCGAGCAGGCCACAGGGGGUGGUAGUGGCAGUGGAGUUGGCAAGAAGGAGCAGCUGUCUGUGAAGAAGCUUCGAGUGGUCCUGUUUGCCCUGUGCUGCAAUACAGAACAGGCUGCUGAACACUUCCGAAAUCCACAGCGACGGAUCCGACGUUGGCUUCGGCGCUUCCAGGCCUCCCAGGGGGAGAAUCUGGAGGGCAAAUAUCUGAGCUUAGAAGCAGAAGAGAAGCUGGCUGAGUGGGUGCUAACCCAGCGAGAGCAGCAGCUACCUGUGAAUGAGGAGACCUUGUUCCAGAAAGCUACCAAAAUAGGACGUUCUUUGGAGGGAGGGUUUAAGAUCUCUUAUGAGUGGGCUGUGCGCUUCAUGCUCCGGCACCACCUGACCCCCCAUGCCCGGCGAGCUGUGGCCCACACCCUACCUAAGGAUGUGGCAGAGAAUGCAGGACUCUUCAUUGAAUUCGUGCAACGACAGAUUCACAACCAGGACUUACCCUUGUCCAUGAUUGUGGCUAUUGAUGAGAUCUCCUUGUUCCUAGAUACAGAGGUGCUAAGCAGUGAUGACCGAAAGGAGAAUGCCCUGCAGACAGUGGGCACGGGGGAACCUUGGUGUGACAUGGUGCUGGCCAUUCUGGCCGAUGGCACUGUCCUCCCCACCCUGGUUUUCUACCGAGGACAAAUGGAUCAGCCUGCUAACGUGCCGGACUCGAUACUGCUGGAGGUGAAGGAGAGUGGCUACAGCGAUGACGAGAUCAUGGAGCUGUGGUCAGCCCGAGUGUGGCAGAAGCACACAGCGUGCCAGCGCAGCAAAGGCAUGCUUGUGAUGGACUGUCAUCGCACUCAUUUGUCAGAAGAGGUGCUGGCUAUGCUAAGUGCCUCUAGCACCUUGCCUGCAGUGGUCCCGGCGGGCUGUAGCUCCAAAAUCCAGCCGUUAGAUGUGUGCAUCAAACGAACCAUCAAGAACUUUCUGCACAAAAAGUGGAAGGAGCAGGCUCGGGAAAUGGCAGAUACUGCAUGUGAUUCCGACGUCCUGCUUCAACUGGUGCUGGUCUGGCUGGCUGAGGUGUUGGGCGUCAUUGGGAACUGUCCAGAGCUGGUGCAGCGGUCCUUCCUCGUGGCCAGUGUCAUACCUGGCCCUGAUGGCAACAUUAACUCACCCACUAGAAACGCUGACAUGCAGGAGGAGCUCAUCGCCUCCCUAGAGGAGCAGCUGAAGCUGAGUGGGGACCAGUCUGAGGAGCCCUCAGCUUCCACUCCCCGACCCAGAUCAUCUCCUGAAGAGACAGUUGAGCCUGAGAGCCUUCACCAGCUCUUUGAGGGUGAAAGCGAGACCGAGUCCUUUUAUGGAUUUGAAGAAGCUGACCUAGAUCUGAUGGAGAUUUGAGUGCUGGGGUCAGGAGCGGGUGUGGAGUUGGGAGGGGGGGAGGGAGGGGAAGCGUGAGGGGGUGGGUAGAGGGAUUUAGGGAAAGGGGAUAUGCCAGGUGGGGUAUUUGGUUUAUAUUUUUUAAUUUUAUGCCCCCACUCCCCCCGCAAUGUUGACUUCUGCUUCCCUGUGGAUUUGUGGAUUAUUAGGAAUACCAGUGGUGAUCCCGUCUGAGCCAAGGAGCUGGCCCAUUGGUCGUUCACUUCUGCUAAAAACCGGUUUUCGUGACUUUUUUUUUUAAAACUUAAAUCACUGUGUUUGGUAUUUUUCUGACAAAAUCAAGAAAAAGAAAAAAAUAUUCUUUGUGGGCGAAUGUUAAAUUUUUGUUCCCCUUUACCUCAAUUGUAUCAUAGUACAUCUGGGUUUUUUUGUUUGUUUUACUGUGUGGCAAUGUCUUUGGGCAUGAUGCUUUCCAACCAUUGUCAAUGUGAGAACAUUUCUGAAGAUGGGAAAGACAAAAAUAUGUAGCUCACAAACUGGUUUAUUAUAUAUAUGGAUAAAAAAAAACUUUUUUCAUUGUGGUCUUAACACUUUUAUAUAAAAAUGAAAAUGGAAAAAAAAUCCCACUGAACUCUCUUCCUUCUCCUUUCUUUCCUUCCCUCUCCAGAGAUGUUGGUUUCUACAGCAACUCUGAGAUAUAAACUUGUGGCUUUAAAAAUGCAUGAAACCACCUCUCAUCCAGAAUGAUGAAUUAGAUUCAUCACCACCUUCCCUCCAACAAAAACAUGACAGAACCAAUAUUCUUUGCAUUGGGAUCCUUGGCCCCUCUUCCCAUGCUCACCCCAUCACUCCGGACAAAGGAUCAUACACGUGUCAUUAGCAAGCAAGAGGUACCGAGGUGAUCACACAGUGUUAGGGUGGAGGCCAUUCCCAGUGUAUGGGUCUUCAACAUGUUAAGUGGACAGCAUGCCUGUUCAAGAGAUCACAUGUCCUAAAGCCAGGAGCUAACUGUGCAAGAAGUUACAUGUUGAACUUCGUAAAACAAGACAAACCACUUGUUGAAAUCCUGUUUUAACCCUGUGGCUUUCCUCAUUUCUCUUAAUGCUUAGAGAAGAAGGGGACCUGAAGAGGAAACACAGGGGUGUGUGCACAAAGAAAAAGACAUGAAUCUUUAUUUUUCACUGCCAGCUUCAAGGAAAGAAAAUUUUUCUACAGUUUGCAUGAGGGAUUUUUUUUAAUUGUAUGUAUUCAUGGUUAUAAACUGAAACGUACUGUGUAACAUACAGAGAAAAGGAACAAAAACCCAAGCCCAGCUCUCCCACAGCUACACCUUCUAUCCAUCCCAAGUCUUUCAGCAACAUGUCCCUCCUGGGAGCCAAGGAGACAGCCUGCAUGGGCUUGUCAUUGGUUCAUCUUUAAAGUGUACAUAAGUGGAACAUUUAAUAAAAUGAGGGGAAAUGGAUUUAUAAACAAUGUGGUUUGUUUUUUUUCCCUAGGUAACCCUAUUGUAGUAGGCUUUCACAGACUGGGACAUGCUCAAGAUGUGAUGGGCCUGGUGGUACAGGUGUGACAUUUGUUACCACCUCUUUCUCCUCACCUCCAUUUUUUGGUUUUUUAACCCCAGCACACUAUAAUAUAGUGAACUGGAGUGAUCCCACCCAUGAACAGCUUGGCCAGCUUCAUGAACCCAUGGCAUCUGGAAAGUGAACUGAAGAUCCGUCUGCUCUUGGCCUGCUCUUCCCCAGCUUUCUGCCUGAUGCCAUUUUGACAGAACAUGGACCUUGAAGUCAUCCUUUUGCCUUUGAGAAAGUUCAAGAACUAUGGUCAAUUCUAUCUACAGUGACCGAAUCCUCUUUGGUAGUCUCCGCAGCAGCCCCAGCCUCAGCAGAGCUGGGUCCCUGGCCUCUGCAUUAUUUGACUUUCCUGAUGGGUAAUUUUUUUUAAGACCAUAAGACCAACAGUGGAUCAGCUGGGUUUUGGCCAGGAAGUUAUCUUUGUGGAUUCCGCCCGCAUGGCUUAGUAGUAGAAGGAAGUUUUUUUGUUUUGUUUUGUUUUGUUUUUUUUUAUAAUUCAGUUUAAUCAAUAAACAAGUAUUUAUUGACUA
This is a messenger RNA of Panthera uncia (snow leopard), 6662 nucleotides long. It is a transcript of the gene POGZ, whose product is annotated as pogo transposable element derived with ZNF domain. NCBI's taxonomy places the organism in Eukaryota, Metazoa, Chordata, Mammalia, Carnivora, Felidae. The transcript is spliced from 19 exons. The record is from RefSeq and is a predicted model, not a curated record. Gene Ontology annotation, molecular function: DNA-binding transcription factor activity, RNA polymerase II-specific; RNA polymerase II cis-regulatory region sequence-specific DNA binding. The coding region runs from base 338 to 4579 and encodes 1413 amino acids. Gene Ontology annotation, biological process: regulation of DNA-templated transcription.